Molecule: messenger RNA, 1734 nt
Organism: Cladophialophora carrionii CBS 160.54
Lineage: Eukaryota; Fungi; Ascomycota; Eurotiomycetes; Chaetothyriales; Herpotrichiellaceae
Exons: 2
Coding region: 1-1734 (577 amino acids)
Molecular function (GO): protein binding
Source: RefSeq, a predicted model, not a curated record
AUGGCCAUAGGGUUGCCCUUACCCAAAGAAAUCUCUGACCUUCUGAUUGCAUGCCGAGAGGCCAUCAAAGAACAGAGAUAUGAAGAGGCAAUAAAUUCAAUCACCGCGGCACUGCAUGGCUCCAUAGCGAACAACACUACGGUCACCGAGCUGAUCGGUGUCUACGACUAUCGUCAUGCCGCGUAUGUGCGUCAGGGUGACCUGGAAUUCGCCCUUCAGGACGCCAAAACCAUGAUCCGGCUUGACCGCAACGAUGUGCGAGGAUAUCUUCGAUGCAGUGCGGUCAACCGGUUGAUGGGCAACAUGGCUGUCGCACUGCAAUUCCUGGAGCAGGGGCUCAAGCACUGUUCCGAAGCAGAUGACCAGGACAUACUCCUGAAAGAAACCCAGAGAGUGCGCGACAAGCUGGCCGCCGAGCGUGUCCUUUCACGGCCAAGAGACCCCGUGGCCACACUUCCCUUGGAGGUAAUUGAGUUCAUCAUGUCAUACCUCGACUAUAGACAGCACGUUCGAAUGCUCCGAGUUUCGACCUCUUGGAAGCGCGUACUGAGCGUCCUUCCACCUCUGAUUGACACGGUCUCUUUCGUGGGCGCCAAAACAACCGUCUCCUCAAGGAUGGUGCGCGCAGCUCUCAGGCGAAUUAUGGCUCCCAAGAUCCUCAGGGCGGUUGGCCUGACAAGUGGUGCUAGCACCGUACUCCAGGACUGGCUCCACUGGGACAAAAGGAUAUCUUGCCUGGAAGUGCUCGAGAUCAGUGAUCCGACCAUCCCCAUGCGCACAUUCUCUUUCAGGAGCGACGUACUGAGAGAGAUUGCGCUUGACUUCCCGACGCUCUGUGGGAUGGAAAUAGUCCAAGAGGUCCUGCGGCGGUGUACGGCCCUGGAAUAUGCCCGGUUCACGACCUGUGUGUCUGGGGAUCAAUUUCCUCGGUGGACGCUCAGAAGCAACACUUUAAUUGAACUGGACUUGAAUUGCGAAAAGAACCCGGCCGAAUUUCUCCGACUUAUCAUUGAUUUGCCGGAAAUCCGUGUCCUCUCUUUGAGUGGUUUUAAUGACCCGCAAUGGCCAGGAGAUCUGGAUUUGCGCGAUUCCCAGUAUCUGACGACCCUCUGCCUGUAUGAUUGUGCCAUCCGGGAUCUCUAUCUCCCGCCAACCCUCAAACACUUGCGCAUGGAAAGCUGUGAGAUGCAGACAGAAAGAGCCCCAUGGCCUGCCGCAGGACCACAACCAAUGCUCCCUGGGCUGGACAAUCUCGAGACCCUCAGCAUGCUUCAUAGCUUUCCAGGGGCCCGAUUCUCAGAGCCGUUUUUGCCAAUCAUCCGCCAGUCCGCGGCGCUGACAGACCCCGGCCACCUCAAGUGCCUGAAGUUCAGCUACAAUCUGUCUUCACUAGAUCAUUUCGAGGCGAUCAUACAAGCGAAAUGGUGCCUGGGCCUGACGGAGCUACAUAUUGAUAGCCCCAAUAUCGUUGACCGAUGCAGCCCUUUUGUCGUUCGAUCCUGUCCUGAUCUCGAGGUGUUCCAUAUCCGGGGGGCACCGAUCACGGGUGUCUUCAUCGUCGAUCUCAUCCUGGCGCCGAGAUCUAAGCUGCGGGCCGUCACCGUGCAAGACUGCCCCAAGGUCCACAAAGAUAUCAUACCGUACGGGGAGGGACGCGGCGUGCACGUCAAAUUCAUCUCAUCGGCAGAGAAGGCCGGCAAAGGCAGUGGGCGCAGAGUACGCGAGUUGGAGUAA